Messenger RNA from Carcharodon carcharias (great white shark), 2011 nucleotides. It is a transcript of the gene c9orf72, whose product is annotated as C9orf72-SMCR8 complex subunit. Lineage: Eukaryota; Metazoa; Chordata; Chondrichthyes; Lamniformes; Lamnidae. Gene Ontology annotation, biological process: endocytosis; autophagy. Gene Ontology annotation, cellular component: endosome; autophagosome. Gene Ontology annotation, molecular function: guanyl-nucleotide exchange factor activity. Bases 87 to 1430 code for a protein of 447 amino acids. The record is from RefSeq and is a predicted model, not a curated record. The transcript has 11 exons.
GGCCGGAAGUGACGUUGCCGGGCCGGGACUGCUUAUAGACAGUAUUCACAGAUUGAUGUCUCUACAGAGGUGAUUAAGCUGCAAAUAUGUCUUCUGCCUGCCCACCUCAAUCACCUGCUGUUGCAAAAACAGAGAUUUCCUUGGACAAAGGAUCACCAUUGUUAGCUGCUACUUUUGCUUACUGGGACAACAUUCUUGGCCCGAGAGUGAGACACAUUUGGGCUCCAAAAAGUGAACAAUUGCUGCUAAGUGAUGGAGAAAUAACAUUUUUGGCAAACCACACCUUAAAUGGAGAGAUUCUUCGGAGUGCCAAAAGUGGGGCUAUCGAUGUCAAAUUUUUUGUCCUUUCGGAGAAAGGGGUUAUCAUAAUCUCAUUGAUAUUUGAUGGUAACAUGAAUGGUGACCGUAGUACUUACGCUCUGUCAGUGAUUCUGCCCCAAACUGAACUGAGUUUCUACCUACCUCUGCACAGAUUGUGUGUGGACAGACUAACACACAUUAUUAGAAAAGGAAGGAUAUGGAUGUAUAAGGGGCAGAGCAUUAUUUCCUUCUUGACAACAGAAAUCACACCUGUCAUGGAAUUAUUUUCAUCUAUGAAAACACAUGGGGUUCUAGAAGAAGUUCAAAUUAAGGAUACCCUUUUGAAUGAUGAUGACAUUGGUGACAGCUGUCGUGAAGAUUUUCUGCAUAAGGCCAUUAGUUCUCACCUGCAGACAUGUGGGUGUUCUGUCGUUGUAGGAAGCAAUCCAGAAAAAGUAAACAAGAUGGUUCGCACUCUGUGCCUUUUCUUGACUCCAACUGAACGAAAAUGCUCACGACUUGCCAAUGCCAGUGAUUCUUUAAAAUAUGAUUCAGGUCUCUUUGUUCAGGGCCUUUUAAAGGAUGCUACUGGUAGCUUUGUGCUGCCUUUCCGUCAGAUAAUGUAUGCUCCAUAUCCAACCACACACAUUGAUGUUGAUGUGAAUACAGUGAAGCAGAUGGCCCCAUGUCAUGAACACAUUUAUAACCAGCAGAGUUACAUGAGCCAGGAACUUUACAAACUUCAGAAGACUGCAUCAGAAGAAGACAUGAUUCCUGAUACUGUAAUUCAUAUGGAUGAAAGUUUUACCCCUGAUCUGAAUAUUUUCCAGGAUGUGAUGCAUCGAGACACCUUGGUGAAAUCAUUUUUAGAUCAGGUUUUUCAGCUCAAAUCUGGUUUGGCCCUCAGGAGCAUUUUCCUAGCACAGUUUCUCCUCAUCCUUCACAGAAAAGCCCAAACUGUGAUAAAAUACAUAGAAGAUGAAACCCAGAAGGGAAAGAAGCCUUUCAAAUCCUUACGCAAUCUGAAGACUGACCUUGACCUUACAGUGGAAGUUUCAGGAAAGGGCAUUGGUACUACAGCAGUCUGGUGUAAAGGACCUAUUUUUAAUUUUCUUGGACUGUGGCUUUAAAAACUACCAUGGCUGCAGUUGAAAGACAUGUUCAUUGGAAUAGGAUGAGGAAUAUCUACAAUGUUGCUGUUCUGGAACAGAGUGUGCCAUAAAAGAACAGGAUGGUGCCAGAAAGGAGCCCUGGACUAAGGGGAAAUGCCUGACGACAGCAUUUUAAUUGGCUCCUGACUAGGUGACCAAGGUUUUGUGUGAUAACAGUGUAGGCAGUACAGCUCCUAGCCUGCAUAGAGGGAAGACCUAAAACCUCCUUCUCCUGUGUUUGUAAGAUUCCAGUAAUUCUGCCUCAGUAGCUAGCUGGCUGUUCCUCACAUCUCUGUAACCUGCUUUCUCUGAAAACCCCUGUCAAGAGGAAAAGGGGAAAAAAUCACCAGUAGAGACAUUAAAAAGCAAGUUUUUCAACCAGUGAAUCACAGGCUGAAAGUCCUGGGAGACCACCUUGUGUCACCAACAACAAACUGUGAGGAAUUUGGAAGAUAUCAAUCAAAAUCAACCCAUCUAUUCCUGUACCCAAAAUUGAUGCUAUUGAACUGUUUUAUUUCACCCUUAAAAUCCACGUUUUGUAUGCCUUAUGUGGCUGUGUG